Molecule: messenger RNA, 177 nt
Organism: Pseudomassariella vexata
Lineage: Eukaryota; Fungi; Ascomycota; Sordariomycetes; Amphisphaeriales; Pseudomassariaceae
Exons: 1
Biological process (GO): regulation of DNA-templated transcription
Molecular function (GO): DNA-binding transcription factor activity
Source: RefSeq, a predicted model, not a curated record
CUCAAGCGGCAGCGCAACAAUGUCGCUGCUCGCAAGUAUCGUCAAAAAAAGAUCGAUCGGAUCAGUGAGCUCGAGGACGAGCUAAACGACAUCAAAAAGGAACGUGACGAAUUACGCAUUCGCCUUGCACGCCAGGAGGCCGAGACUGCUGCGCUCAAGAGUAUGUUCAAGUUGAAA